Molecule: messenger RNA, 1406 nt
Organism: Phaedon cochleariae (mustard beetle)
Lineage: Eukaryota; Metazoa; Arthropoda; Insecta; Coleoptera; Chrysomelidae
Source: the annotation of a GenBank genome assembly
UUCACGCCAUACAACACUUUUUUUGGCUGUAUGUCAUAGGACAAGAGGCCAGGAAGUUAAGAAGAAAAAGAAGAAGACUUUUUGACAACAGUCACAUAACCCUAUUUGGAUUGGCAAUAUUGGCAUAUUUUAAAUCUUGAGUUUUUCGUGGUUUUUCAUAUUUUUUGUAUAUAUUUAUGUUGUUUGCUGCUGUUUUCUAGAUGUUGUUAUGAGUUGUGAGCAACCUAGAAGGUGGGCAUUAUUUUAAAAGCUCUUGUUUUGAAGAAAUAUGUAAUGCUUGUGGUAAUGCUGAAAGAUAAAUACUGUGGAAUAACUCGAAUAUGUGUUAUAUUAUUCCUUGGAAUUAUUCUCGACUCUCUUUCCAAAGUCGGAGGAGAUGUCGAAAACCAUAUUAUGGUGAACUGUGAUACUUUACGAAUGGGGCAGUACCUAUGCCCUGAUCCUGCUUAUGUUGAUGACUUAAUAGACCCCAAAACGCAGCAACUCCAUGGAUGUACAAGAGAAAAUAAAGCUAAGGUGAGAUGCAUAGCAGUGGAAGGCUUGAUAUGCAACAAUACAUCAAACUCAACAUUUUUCAGAGAAAUGCCAUGCCAAUGGACGAAUGGCUAUUCAUUUGAAACAGCACUUCUACUUUCUAUUUUUCUUGGAAUGUUUGGUAUUGAUCGAUUUUAUUUGGGAUAUCCUGCAAUAGGUUUAGCAAAGUUUUGUACAUUAGGGUUCAUGUUUAUAGGGCAAUUGAUUGAUAUAAUCCUGAUAGCAACACAAACUGUAACUCCAGCUGAUGGAUCAGCUUAUGUAAUUCCAUAUUAUGGACCACGUAUUGAGGUCAUUAGAAGUGAUAAUAACACUUAUAGAUUAAGGCAAGAUGAUUGGUGAAAUAGGUAUUUAUUUAAAAAAUAAAAUAUUUGCUAUGAAAAUAUAUUGUUAUAUGUGGAAAAAGUUGAUAGGUAGUGCUGAUGUGCUCAUAAUAAGUAUUCACAUUCCAAUCCAUAUAGGUAACAGGUGCAAAUCCAAAUACUCUUUUUAGUUUCUACUAAGGAAGUGUAUAGCCUGCCGACCAGUUAGCAAACUUUACCUUUUUUCUAGAAUGCCGACCAUUCAAUGGAAUACAUUCUUUUUGUAUAAUAUCAGUGGGCAACCCAAAAAAAAAAUUCUAUGCUUACUGGUAAGCAGCCUAUACUUUUUUAUUGGGAUGCUGACCAGUCGGCAGACUAUACUUUUUCUCUAAACUGCCGACCAUUCAGUAUUUAGUGGAAUACAUCCUUCCUGUAUAACAAAAUGAUCCAAGACUGUUAGUAGCUCCGUGUUUUUUCAGAUUUUUGGUUUACUAAUGGGUUAGUCUGUUUGGUUGAGUAUACCUCUACAUCACUUCCUUUUAAUAUUUUGUUUUCUAAUCUAGUUUUUCC